Messenger RNA from Folsomia candida, 2702 nucleotides. Its product is annotated as cell division cycle protein 27 homolog. NCBI's taxonomy places the organism in Eukaryota, Metazoa, Arthropoda, Collembola, Entomobryomorpha, Isotomidae. Gene Ontology annotation, biological process: cell division. The record is from RefSeq and is a predicted model, not a curated record. The coding region runs from base 112 to 2541 and encodes 809 amino acids. Gene Ontology annotation, molecular function: protein binding. The transcript has 12 exons.
GUUGCUGAGGAAAUUUCACUCGCCUUUCGUUUUUCUCGUAUUUCUCGUCGCUCAUCUGGUCGCUCCAAUUCUCUUAAAUAAAUAAAAUAAUAUAAAAUUAAUUAAAGAAAAAUGUUCCACCCUCCUCCCACGACGACGAAUGGGAAUCACCAUGGCAACACUUAUUCUCAGGACCCCGUGCAGGCAACCAUCUGGCACUGUUUGAACAAUUACGCCUACGCCGAUGCCAUUUUCCUCGCAGAAAGAUUGUUUUAUUCCGACCUACCCCCCGAGGGCUCCCCUGACACGCCCUCCAUCCGGCUCCACCUCCUGGCAACGGCCUACUACCGCUCAAACGACAAACUCCAAUGUUACGAGUUGCUAAGGAACCACUACAAAUCCGUUGCUAACCUCAAUCACAAGUGCAAAUUUCUCCUAGCAACCGUUUCCUUUGAAUUGGGGAGAACCACCACGGCGGAGACGACCCUCUUGACCCCGCCCACUUUGUACACCAAAGCCACGCCCCCUUUGGAUUUUAUAGAGAAAAAUUACUACGAGUGUGCUUGUUUCGCGUUGAAAUUAUAUGGGAAAAUCUGCAUGGCAACGGAACGGAUGGCCGUUGCUAAGGAAGCAUAUUCUCGAGCGUUGAAAUUAAAUCCGUUCUUGUUCGAGGCGUUCGAAAAUGUUGUCAAAAUGGGGUUUUCUAAUGGGAAUAACAAAGAGAAUAAAGAAAACCCGGGGGAGUUUAUCGAGAGGGUUUUUCAGACCACCCAUCUCCAUGACAACGCGUUGUCACUAAAUUGCCAUGGAAUUUAUAUUGAGGAAAAAACGCAGUUGGAAAAUAACAAAGCAGGGAUUUUAAUCAAUAGAAACACUAAAAACAAUAAUAACAACAAUCGUUGCCAUAGAAACCUGUUCACCUCAACGCCAAAUAGUCAUUAUUUCGGAACCCAUCUAAACCCCCUAACAACCCCCCCAAACAAUAACCACACCCCCUCCUCAUUCCUGCCCUCCUCCCUCCACACCCUCCAACCACACCCCCAGCAGGACACGACAACUUUAAUAAGUCCGAUAAUCACCAUGGAAACCACUCCCCUUGGCAACAAUUCAAUCGAGCCAAAGCCAAAAAAGCCUUGUUUACGAACUGUUUCAUCUCCACAACAACAACCGCAACCACAACAACAACAAUUGUCAUGGCAACAACAGUCGCAACAACAACAACAACAACAAACUGUUAGGAGGAGUUCCAGGUUGUUUGGGGGCAUGGGGGGGCAGCAAAGUGGGGUGGGGUCAGUGGGGUCACAGAUGAGUGGGGGUGGUGGGGGUGGUGGGGGUGUGGGUGGGACGGGUGGGGUGGAGGAUUUGGUGGGGAGUAAUAAGAAACAGCAGAGUUUGAAGGAAAACACCAAAGAGCAAGCCCCCCAGAAAAAUAAAUUCCGAAAAAAAGUCGUCAUAGAAAUGGAUCGGUCUUCGUUAGACACCCUCCUCUUGACGAUCCACCCCCUCGCCAUGGCAACCUACUACCUAACCCGUUACGACUGCAAGAAAACCCUGGAAACCAUAGCAACGCUAAAACCCAGCCAAAGCUCCACCCCUUUCGCCCUAGCAACCGUUGCCAGGGCCCAGUUCGAAAUGGGGGAUUACGAGGCGGCCAUCGGAACCUACACCACCCUCCGCACUACAAACCCCUUCUCGCCCUCACUCACCUACCUCUCCAGCUCCCUCUGGCACACCUCCAUGGAAACCCAGCUCUCCUCCCUCAGCCAAGAAUUCCUCUCCCACCCCUCGAACAAGACCACGCCCACCACCUGGCUCACCCUUGGCAACACGUUUUCCCUCCAAAAAGAGCACGAGACCGCGAUCAAAUUUUUCAAGCGCGCGAUUCAAAUCGACCCGGGCGCUUAUUACGCGUACAUCCUGUUGGGUCAUGAAUACGUCGCGACGGACGAGUUGGAUAAAGCCUUAAGGUGUUUCCGAACAGCGUCACGGAUCGACGCGAGCCAAUACAAUUGUUGGUACGGGAUCGGGAUGAUUUAUUAUAAACAGGAGAGGUUCGAGGAGGCUAGUGUUUAUUACGAGAGGGCGAGUAGGGUUAACAGGGGGAAUGUCGUUUUACUUUGUCAUCUGGGGGUGGUCCAAAGCGCGCUAAACCAGAACGAAAAAUCCCUCGCGACAUUCAACCGCGCGCUGCAACAAUCUCCAGGCGACGCGCUUUGUAAAUUCCACCGCGCGAGCGUUUUAUUCGCUGGCGGGAAAUUAGAAGAGAGUUUAAAAGAAUUGGAAGAAUUAAAAAGGAUCGUUCCCAAGGAGAGUUUAGUCCAUUUUUUAAUCGCCAAGAUCCACUCAAAACGGGGCUCCACCCACAAAGCGCUUUUGCAUUUCUCCUGGGCCACGGACCUGGACCCCAAAGGAGCCAACAACCAUAUAAAAGAAUCCAUCGAGCCCGUUUUGAACAACUCCUCAUCGGACUCCCCUGAAGACGACGAAGAGGAGGAGCCACACCCCCACGAGCUCCCUCCCCCAACAACAGCCACGCCCACAUUGGAAGAGGAAAAUUUAUAACACGAGAAACGAGAGACUAAAUCCUGCCCACCGGGAGUCCAAAGGAGAAAGUUCUCCUCGCUUGAGAUUCGCGGAGGGAAAUUUGAAAAAUUUAGUGAAUAAUAAAAACUUGUUAAAAUUAAUCUGUGUCUUUUGGUAAAUAAAUAAAUUUAAUUGAGAAA